CGCGCGGUCGAGCUUUCGUAGUCGGCAUCGGCCAUCCGCGACGCGAACUUUCACCCGGUCGGCGGUACCGCGCGCGUCGCGGCGCGACUUACGAAGUUGUUGCGCGUUGUAUGCCGACGUGCUCGUCGAGGCAAAGGGAAAGAAAGGCGGCGUUCUUCGACAAACGAACAUUCAUCCCAUGUGCUCGUUCCUUCGAAUUCCGUGACGGAUACGCGGCGCGUAAAAACGCGCGGCUGAAAGAUGUGCGGUUGCCUUUGCGACUCGAGACGUUGAUCUUCGCAACUUUGUUCGCGACCAGUGCAAUUUGUAGCCAGUGAGGAGAUUGUUAAUGUGGGAAUUAUUAAUUCAAGCUGGAGUUUACACAUAUUUUCGGAUUGAUUUACGCGCACACGCGCGUGCAAGGACGAUGUCUUCUCGAGGACGGUGGUCCGCACGGUCGAAUUGAAGUCGCGCCGCGUCGAGCGCAGACGUUGAUUUUAUCUAUUCCGAUUGCGCCCACGGGCGAGCGCGUGCACGCGAAUGGAAAAACUGUUUGGAAAAACAAAAGUUGCGGGCGACCGAAAGCGUCUCGCUGCCUCUAAUUUUAAUUUCACCGGCCGUACGGCCGGUCUAUAAACCGCGCUCUCGCGUUUUCGAUUGCUCGAUCGCGCGAUGAAACCAGCCUGCCGGAAGAAUUUCGAUGCUGUCCCCGGAAUUGCGGCGAGCCGCUCUUAACCCGGAUAGGGCCGCGAAGUGAAAUUUGAAGCAGUCGACGUGAGAUUACGCUUUCAAAUUUUCGUGAAAGAUUAGAUCGAUUCGGAACAUAUUAAUGAAUCCAAAUUGUUACCGAAUUAAUUUCUUUUUAACGCAAAUCAAUGGGAGGUGUUCAUUGACGUACACGUACGCUGCAUCUACGCUGUGUGUCUGUGUGUGGGCAAAUGCUUUCGUUUCUUUUGUCAUUACUAUCACGCGACAUUUUUGUGACGUCAGGAAGAAGAGAAUUGUUGGCAAGAUCGCUGCCAGUCCCCGAGGAAACUGGGUGAAAAUUACGAAUCGUGGACCGGAGGGUGCGCGAGCGCCGCCGAGCGAUGGAUUUUAUGGUGCUGCUCUUCGUGAUGCUGCUGAGGCAAGAGGAUAUGAUCGGGAGAGAGACCGUCUCUAUGGUAUCACAUGGUACAAGGACCACGAGGUAUUCUACAAAUACGUACUCCGAGAUAAAAAUUCCCACAUCUAUGACGUCAAUGGUGUCAAAGUUGACAGAUCCCGCUCGGAUGAUCACACAGUGACACUGCAGGACGCAAACCUCCACGCUAGCGGCGUGUACAAGUGCGAAGUUAACGGAGAGGGGCCGAGCUUUAAUACAGUCAGUGCCGAAGCAAGAAUGGAGGUCAUAGCACUACCUCAAGAAAGGCCAAUAAUAACCGGAGAGGAAAAGGUGUACGCGAGCGGGGACGUGCUCGCGCUGAAUUGCACCAGUGGCAAGUCCCAUCCUGCCGCAAAGCUCAGAUGGUUCGUUAAUGGUCAACAGGUCAAGCCUGAUUCGGAGAAGGUGUUCACCGAGCAACAUGGGCUAUACUCGACGAUAUCGAGUCUACUGCUCGAGUUGGAGCCGGGUCAUCUCGCCAGCGACAAGAUAAACGUCAGGUGCGAGGCGACGGUACAAUCGACUCACAAAGUCACCGAGCCAUUCGUCGACGUUCGCGACACCGAGGUCUUUGUUCAAGGUCUCGCCACCCUGACAACACCAUCGCUAUUUCUGUUGGUGGCUGCGGUACUACAACGAUUUCUGCUACCCAUAUAGACCCUUUCGGCGCGAUGAGGGGCAUCAAGACGACUCUAACGCGAGAGAAGACAGGGAGAAAGCGGAUCACGGCGGAAGAGGGAAGGCGAGGAACGACCAAACGUUUCGUGACGAAAGACAAUCAUAUCUUAAUACGAAGCGAAUUGCGACGAGAAAUCGGGGGAUUCGCGCCAGACUUGUCGAUCAUUAUUGCAACGGCGGACGGCCACGAGUUCUUGCGAUUUUUGCUCGUCGCUGCGCCUUCUCGUUAGACCGAGCGAGAAUCGUACUGAAUAAGCAUCGAUCUGCUCGUCGUUGCUCUCGAGAGUAUAUUUCCUCGACACACGCGUAAAAUCGAUAGAUAGUCUAAUUAACUACGAAAGAAAAUACGCGAUAACCAAGUGGACAUCCACCAAGUUCUCGCACGUGCGAGGAACUCCUCCUCGACGCUCGUCUAUUCUGUUAGAAUCGAUAUCUGCGCCGUUACUCGUGAAAUAGAUUCAAAUCGGCCGCACUCGGGGGUUCAAACUCUCGAUAACGAGAGGGAACUUUUCGAACUUUCUAUCUUAACGAUAUAAGUUAGAAAAUGAACCAAUUCUGCAGCCGUAAAAUAAAAUUUGAAUAAAAUUUCAUUAACAAAUUAUUACGGAUUCAACAGGAAUUGCCAAUUGGGAACGUCACUCGAUAUCAUUACAUAAAAUGUAAAACAUUGAUUUCUUUUUCCUUCUUCGGAAGUUUGAACCCUGUGAAUCUUUUUAUUUUUUUAUGUAUUAUUUUGUUAAUAGUUCACAAAAAAUGAAGUAAAAGGUGCAGUCAAUCGAGUCAUCGGAUAAGGAAUGAGAUUUUGCGCUCAGGAUAGAGAGAAGAAGAGUAAGUACCUUCAAUGACGUAUCAGAAAUAACAUUCGCGAUCAAAAAUUUCACAUCAAGAAAAUUUAACAAGCUAAAAAUGCAUCUAGCAGUUUAUAUAAUGACACGGUUCCACAUGUAAUUUUCGUUACGACGCAAUUUUUGACGUUUGCAAUAUUUUUCCGUUAAAAUAAAAAGCAUGCAAAUCCCGUGUUUCAUAUUUUCGUUUUUCGACUCGCUCUAUAUUUGAAUCAUAAAAAUAGUUUAAAAAUAAUCUGAAUAAAAGGAGAGACGUGACAAUGUAUACGGAAAAAAAUGUCUCGGGGAAGUAGCUUUAAAAAAAAAACUGGUACAUAUAAUUUCCUGCGUAAGAUAUGCAAGUUUUAAUUUAUAAGUUUUCCCGUGAUAUAAUGCCAUGAAUUUUUGCAACCGGGAGAAAUCAAUUUGAAAGCGUCGAGAACGUUGUACCUCAGGGUUCGAAAACCUUCUCAGCGUGAUAUCGUCGUCAAUAAUAACGGGCACAGCAGUUGUCGUCGGGAUGCAAUCGUUAUCGAUUGUAUACGUGCCGCGACCGAGUGUAAAUAUAUACAACAACUAGGUAGACACACGUUUUCAUCGAGCCCCGUCGUAAGCUUCCUUCAUUCUAAUUAUAACUUUUAAUUGAUACGUGUAAUUAAUAUAAUAAGCCAAGAUGAAACUCGCGGAUCUCCAAUUGCACGAGUACCCUUCCUUUUUGCUGCAUGAUACAUUAUCACGCCGAAAAAAAAAACUCGUUAAAUGGAUAAGUGCAAAAAAGAAAAAUCUUAUCGCUGGAGCAAACAGUAAUCCUGAAUAGAAUUUAUCGUAUUUAUUGUCACAGACAGGAAUAUUGUUAAAAUCUUGAAGAAAUCUAUUCUUCGUUAUACAAAAUGUCUAUAAAUAAUGCAUGCUUCAGUUUCCGUUUUUAUCGUUUCAUAUUCCAUAAUUCAUCCAAGAAUUAUUAAAAUUCAAAUUAUAUUUAAAAUCGAACAUUUGAUAAAUACCGUUGGAUGAAUUUAAAAAAACAGAUUUUUUUUUAAAAAAGCCCUUACAUUUCCAAUUUAAAAAAUUGUCUAGAUAUUUUAUUUAAAAAUAUUUUAAAAAACAUUAUUUCAAAAUUAUUUUAUAUUUAAUCUUUAUUAAAAAGAUAGAACAAAAUUUAUUCAAGCGUUAUACAAAUACUGAAAUUAUAAUUUAAUUAUAAUUAUAAUUUUAUGUAAUCGUUUGAUUAAUCGAUUGUAGAUGUGCAAUAUCAAUGAACAUUUAUAAAUUUGCAAAUCGAAAAUCACAGUCCUGUAAAAUGUUAAGGAGCCCAUUGGCUUGCUGUUUGCCCUGGGGCGUUUCGACACCUGCGAGAUCGUACAAGCGCAUAAAAUGCAUAACGAACAUCAGAGUUGCAGCAUGCGCGAAGUGUUUAUUUUUUUUUAUCGCGUAAACACACACAUGUAUAUAAACAUAUAUGCACGAAGCGGUAGCAGCCGCCAUCAACGAUCGCGAGCGAUCGGAAAAUAUGAUUCAUACGCGUAAGCCGAUUAAUUUACAAAGUUCAACGUACACACGGCUGACGUAGAUAUUUAUACAGGACUCUCCGCGGAAAUGCGUUAUUUUUUCACCCGAGAUUAAUAGUUGUUACAUUUCCGCGUCCCACUGUGUUUUCGCGUGUCUCGCUGGUACAGUUGUGCGUCGUCGCGAUCGACAGGUCAACGUAAAUAAAUAAACGUUCAUGUGAUAAAUAUAAUAACCAGAUUUUCGGAGUACGGGUCGGGAACGUUAGUUAAAUCUAUUGCGUCUGAAGGACAUUGAGAGAUCUCAAUGAAGCGGAACUCACGCCCGAAACUAGAACGUUAAUUCUCAUGGGAACAUUAGAUGAGAGGAUAUUCACAGACUAUACGAUUAAAAUACCGCUCAUUAAGGUUUGAUUAGACGCGCUUCCGAGAGGACGAUUCGAUAAAAUAUUCAAUUCGAAUCCCGGAGGGUUGUGCGAACGAUAUUGGUCUUCACAUCGCGCGAAUAUAAUCAUCUUCCAUAAUCCACGGAAUAACCACUCGUCGUAACUGUGUAUGCGAAACGAUAUCUAAUAGGAAGUCUUCGUGUAUAUUUUUGCGUAUAAUGAUUUGCGCCAUUAGCCUAUUAUUACUGCAAUUCCCAGUUGUUGAAAUUUCCAGUUUUUAUCGGGGAUUCCAUGAGUCGGCGAUGAAGCGUACUGAAAUGUUAAAGACGCGCACGCAAGGGAAUGACGUUACAUUAUUCGCUCUUUGUUUCGCUUUUUCUCGAGAUGCGCGUGUUUAUCGACGACAGCGUGCAACAAAUACAAACCGUUAAGCUCUUCCAGUUCCACGCUUCCCGUUUCGAAAUCGAUAACUUCCUAGAUAACGGCAGCAAGGUCUCGCGAUCACACGGGAUCGUUCGCAGGAUGCGGCGCGUUUAUACGAGGAGUCGCGUGAAGCUGUAAAGAGGAACGGUGUGUACGACGGCUUUUCGUUUAUGGCAAUUUCGUGCUGGGAUUCAGCUAUUGCGCUCGGCGAACGCGUUGAGUCGAGCGGAGACGCGUUUCGGCGUGAUGAAUGCAAUUUGCGGGAUGAAGAAGAGCUCGUUCUACAUAUGAUUUUUAGCGAGUUAUUAUGGCGCGCGUGUGGUAAGUUCUGCGUGAUCGGGGUAUCUCUUUGGCAUGCAAAAGACCUGCCGGAACUUAAAGGUGGGAGGUGAAGUUUCGAGUUGGGAAUUUAUCAUUAAUUCUCAGCAUCGCGCUGCGUCACGGCUUAAGAAGGUAACACGUCAUCGCGACAGUAUGAAGGUAUAUAUACCGUAUUAAUUACGUAUACGUGUAAUCGUACGUCACCGUACCUUCAUUUACUUCGAUUCCUUUUUUAUGCGAUUCGUUUAUUUUUAUUACUAUCAAACAUGCAAGUAGGCACAAGUAGGUGACCUAUUUUGAAAAUAUUUCCGAUAUUUUAUGUGCAAGCAUUCGAAAUAAAGUAAAAAGCAUGGAAUCUUCUUUCAUAUAUGUGAAUCAUUCGUAUUGAUUAAAAGUUUGAAACAGAGUACCAGGGGAUACGUAAUAAAUAGUCGAAAUGAUCGCUCUAAUUUCGUUUUUAUUUUCAUUUGUAAAUCAGCAAAAUUUUUUCCAAAAAUUAUUAUCAUUUUUAUCUUUAUUAUUAACGUUUGAAAUAAUAAAGACAGUUCGAUGUUUUAAUACCUUAUUUGAUAUGAGAAAUUCUGCAGAUGCAUAAAUUCCGCAUAUUACAUCGACUACUUUUUUUUUUUUUAGCAAUUAUCACACUUUGCCAUAUAGUUAAUAAACUUCGCCGGCACGGUUAACCGCACUCGACGUACAAAAACUGUACAUAGCUGAUACGUCUUUUGUGAUUACGACAGGAGAACGCGAGGCACUUUACAUUUACAUAUUCCAGGCGAGCAGGCUUUAGCUUUUCAUUUGCUUUGAAGUGUCGUUGGACGGCAGUAUGUUUUACGUCUUAUCGGGGGGACAUAUCUCCGAUAUUUACGGCGGCGUUGGCCGAGCAAAGAAUUGUACAUACCCUUGUAUAUAACUGCGCUGUAAUGUAUAAUAGUAAAAGGUUACUCGAAGAGGGGACUGAAGGACUUCGGCAUCCCGGAAGUCUCGCGUGUGAUUAAACGGAUGCGAGGAUGUCAAUCUCGCGUCCGACAGGAAGAUAACGGAAGUAUUUAGCCAUAUUGUGAAAGUGUUCAAAUGGCGCGUCUCUCGAGUGUCGCCAGUACAGAUAAGGAAUAUACGCGAGAACGCGCCCGUAUCUUCGCUCGCGAGGCGAGACGUGUAGUUAUUAAAAGAAGAAAAAAAAUAAAGAUGAUGUACUCGGUGUUAGCUUUCAGUUGUAACGAGCUUCUGGAUACACACAUACACACGUACAUACACACAUACACAUACACACAGUAAAAACGCCGAUGCGAAAAAUAAAUAUAUGUACCUCUGUACACACCUGUGUUUUUGAGGCGGUAAACGCACGAGAGGCUCUUCGCCAUCGCGACGAAGAAUCGAGCGUUCCGCUCUAAUUGAGAUAUCAGGAACCUACGAGAAAGAUUAUGUUCUUAUGUGUAUGGCCUAAUGUAUAUAUUUCGCGAAUUUAGUAAUAAAUCAUAUUUCAUUAUA
Molecule: messenger RNA, 6751 nt
Organism: Solenopsis invicta (red fire ant)
Lineage: Eukaryota; Metazoa; Arthropoda; Insecta; Hymenoptera; Formicidae
Product: cell adhesion molecule 2
Exons: 8
Coding region: 809-1780 (323 amino acids)
Source: RefSeq, a predicted model, not a curated record